UAUUGGAGCCCCAAGGGUUCAUGGGUAGCGUAUUUACAAAGGAGCCUCCUCCGCCAGCCCGUGCCACCGCGGCUAAUGAGAGCCGUCAUUAAGUAAAUGAGACGUCGCCUUCAGCUGGCUUAGGAGUUCGCACACUAAGGGGAGAAGAUAUUUAAUUGAAACCGCACACAGGCUUCCCCACAUGUGACCGCUGUACGGGAGGCAGCUGCCUUCCCCUCCUCCCCGUCCACCCUCACCCCCCAUGUAAAUUUCAUGAUUGCUUUCCGUGAUGUCAUUCUGAAAGAGGACAGACAAUAGCCGUGGGGAAGAAAAUGAGUUCCAGGGUGAACUGCUGAAUCAGAGGUGGACACACGGAGACAAGGCCAGCAGCUGCAGGACUUCGAGACUGCUCCUGGGUGGACACAGCAAGAUGAACUCGGACAAUGAUGAGAAGCGAGCUCGCACACGAUCGAAGGCCUUCCGAGGACCCCCAGAGACCACAGGCACAGACCUCAGCUGUCCCACCCCAGGGUGCACAGGCUCAGGACAUGUCCGAGGCAAGUACUCCAGACACCGAAGUUUACAGAGCUGCCCUCUGGCCAAGAAGAGGAAGCUGGCGGGUGCUGAGGCUGAGCACCUGGUGUCCAAGAGGAAGUCGCAGCCCCUGAAGCUGGCUCUGGGCGAGGGCUACGGCGUGGACAGCGAGGACAGUGAGGAGGCUGAGGUGAAGGGUGCCUCUGUUUCGGAUGAAUCGGAAGGGACUCUGGAGGAGGCCGAGGCCGGGAUGUCAGGACAGGAGGAGAUUCAUCGCCCCGAACCAGCUGAAGGAAGAAGCCCCACCAAGGCCCAUUUGGGAUCCAACCCCAUCAGCAGCGCCACUGGCUCCUCCCAGGGUAGCUAUCGCAGUUACCAGGGGGUCAUUGCCACCUCUCUCCUGCACUUGGGCCAAAUUGUCCAGGAGGCCCGGGAUGGGGAGGAGGCAGGCCAGGCAGUUGAGCCGGUGCCCGGUGUUGUGCACUUGCUGCCAGCAGAGGGGGCCACCAGCGAUGAGGGUGAGAAGGACCUCUUCAUCCAGCCAGAAGACGCAGAGGAAGUCAUCGAAGUCACCAGCGAGCGUUCCCAAGAGCCAUGUCCUCAGUCCCUGGCUGAUGCAGCCGUUGAAGGGUCCAGCAAACAGAAAGGCAUCCUGGGUCAUGAAGAGGAGGAUGAGGAGGAAGAAGAGGAGGAGGAUGAGGAGGAAGAGGAAGAAGAGGAGGAAGAGGAGGAAGAAGAUGAAGAGGAAGAGGAGGAGGAGGAAGAGGAGGAAGAGGAAGGGGAGGAGGGGUCAGCCCCAGAUGUAAUCUUUGAGGAGGGUGCCUCCCAUGCCUCUGUCCAGCAGGCCCCUGAGCCUCCCAGCCCCAGGCCGGAGUACUCUGUGGUUGUGGAGGUCCGCUCCGACGAGGACAAAGAGGAAGACUCCCGCUCCCAGAAGUCCGCAGUCACCGACGAGUUGGAGAUGUACGAUGUGCUGACCCGUGGGAACCUGGGCCUCCUGGAGCAGGCGAUCGCUCUGAAGGCGGAGCAGGUGCGUGCAGUCUGCGAGCCGGGCUGCCCACCCACCGAGCAGGGCCAGCUGGGCCCUGGCGAGCCAGGGAAGGCAGCGAAGCCCCUGGACACCGUGCGCAAGAGCUACUACAGCAAAGACCCUUCGAGAACGGAGAAGCGUGAGAUUAAGUGUCCGACGCCAGGCUGUGACGGCACCGGCCAUGUGACUGGGCUGUACCCUCACCACCGCAGCCUGUCUGGCUGUCCCCACAAGGACAGGAUCCCCCCAGAGAUCUUGGCCAUGCAUGAGAAUGUGCUGAAGUGCCCCACCCCUGGCUGCACGGGCCAGGGCCACGUGAACAGCAACCGCAACACACACAGGAGCUUGUCUGGAUGUCCUAUUGCAGCUGCCGAGAAAUUAGCCAAAUCUCAUGAGAAGCAGCAGCCACAGACCGGAGACGCUUCCAAGAGCAGCCCCAGCUCAGAUCGAAUCCUCAGGCCCAUGUGCUUCGUGAAGCAGCUGGACGCCCCUCCAUAUGGGAGCUACAGGCCCAGCGCAGCCCCUGCCACGCCCAGGGCCAACUUGGCCAAGGAGCUGGAGAAGUUCUCCAAGGUCACCUUUGACUACGCAAGUUUCGAUGCUCAGGUUUUUGGCAAACGCAUGCUUGCCCCAAAGAUUCAGACCAGUGAAACCUCACCUAAAGCCUUUCAAUGCUUCGACUACUCACAUGAUGCCGAGGCUGCACACAUGGCCGCCACCGCCAUCCUGAACCUCUCCACACGCUGCUGGGAGAUGCCGGAGAACCUCAGCACGAAGCCACAGGACCUCCCCAGCAAGCCUGUGGACAUCGAGGUGGACGAGAAUGGAACCCUGGACCUGAGCAUGCACAAGCACCGCAGGCGGGACAACGCCUUCCCGGGCGGUGGCAGCUGCAGCAGCAGCCCUGGUGUCAAGUCUCCUGACGCCUCCCAGCGCCAGAGCUGCGCCAGUGCUCCCAGCAGUUCCAUGACCUCUCCCCCAUCCAGCCAGGCCUCCCGCCAGGAUGAGUGGGACCGGCCCCUGGACUACACCAAGCCCAGCCGCCUGCGUGAGGAGGAGCCUGAGGAGUCAGAGCCUGCAGCCCAUUCUUUUGCUUCUUCUGAAGCAGAUGACCAGGAAGUGUCAGAAGAGAAUUUCGAGGAGCGGAAGUACCCGGGGGAAGUCACCCUAACCAACUUUAAGCUGAAGUUUCUCUCCAAGGACAUAAAGAAGGAGCUGCUCACCUGUCCCACCCCUGGCUGUGAUGGCAGUGGCCACAUCACCGGGAACUAUGCCUCCCACCGCAGCCUCUCUGGUUGCCCUCUUGCUGACAAGAGCCUCAGAAACCUCAUGGCUGCCCACUCUGCUGACCUCAAGUGCCCCACGCCCGGCUGUGAUGGCUCCGGUCACAUAACAGGGAACUACGCUUCGCACCGGAGCUUGUCGGGCUGCCCUCGCGCCAAGAAGAGUGGAGUCAAGGUGGCACCCACCAAGGACGAUAAGGAGGACCCUGAGCUGAUGAAGUGCCCAGUUCCAGGCUGCGUGGGGCUCGGUCACAUCAGCGGCAAAUACGCCUCUCACAGGAGUGCGUCCGGCUGCCCACUGGCUGCCCGGAGGCAGAAAGAGGGUUCCCUCAAUGGCUCAUCGUUCUCCUGGAAGUCGCUGAAGAACGAGGGGCCCACUUGCCCCACCCCAGGCUGCGAUGGUUCUGGCCACGCCAACGGGAGCUUCCUCACCCACCGGAGUCUGUCUGGCUGUCCAAGAGCAACCUUUGCUGGAAAGAAGGGAAAACUCUCAGGGGAGGAGGUUCUCAGUCCAAAGUUCAAGACCAGUGACGUGCUGGAGAAUGACGAGGACAUCAAACAGCUGAACCAGGAGAUUCGAGACCUGAAUGAGUCCAACUCGGAGAUGGAGGCUGCCAUGGUGCAGCUGCAGUCCCAGAUCUCCUCCAUGGAGAAGAAUCUCAAGAGCAUCGAGGAGGAGAACAAGCUAAUCGAGGAGCAGAACGAGGCACUGUUUCUGGAGCUGUCUGGCCUGAGUCAGGCCCUCAUCCAAAGUCUCGCCAACAUCCGCCUUCCGCACAUGGAGCCAAUAUGCGAACAGAAUUUCGACGCCUACGUGAGCACCCUCACUGACAUGUACUCCAACCAGGAGUGCUACCAGGACCCGGAGCACAAGGACCUCUUGGAGAGCAUCAAGCAGGCCGUGAGGGGCAUCCAGGUCUAACCAUGCUGUCCUGAGGGGCACUCCAUCCUGGCCUUCACUUCCUGGUCCUGCUCCUUGGAUUGGGGAUUCCAAACUCACAGGGACUCACAGUUGGCCUGGCACGGCCCCAGCGGGCUCAUCCAAAAGAAAUCAGUGUCUCCCAUGGUGCUCCCGCCAGGCUUGGGCCAAGACCUCUCCCUGCACCUUGGGGACACCGAAGUAUUACAAAGUGAUUUAUUUUUGUUUUCUGAAAGAAAUCCGAAAUGCAGCUCAAAGUCUCCAGCGGAAGCUCAUGGACAAGGUUCUCAGGGAAGUUUUGGAGUUUGCAACCACAGUAUUCCUUUGUCUGUUGAGGCCGGGAGGGUAGCCGUGGGCACAGAGGGUGGAUGGCGCAGCGGCUUGUGUCUCAGCCCAGAGGAUGUGCCUGGAGCUGUGUGUCUGUGCUGGGUGAGGGCCCACGUGGCAAGUGUGUUUUCUGUUUUCCUUUAACUCAUUUUUGUGUUUAUGGUGGAACAGAACGCUGUUCCAGGGGGAUGGUUAGGAAUAGGCCUUCCAGAUGAUCACUCCAGGCAGGUGACACCUUGUAGUCCAGUCAGCUUCUGGAAUUUACCCUGGGAUGCUCCUGAAAGUCAGCCUCAUGUCUGAGGGCAGACAGGGUCCCAAGGCUGCUCACAUGCAUGGGCCUAGCAUCCAAGUUCCCUCCUGGGCUGCAGCCAGACCCAGUGUCUGACUCGAUGCUUGGGGACAGCCCGACCAGUCCACCCUGGCUGGUCACUGCUAUGUGAGCCAGGUCGUGGUGUGGCUUUGCUUCUGUGUCUACAAGGACAGAGGCAGGGACCGAGUCGUGGAGGUCGGGGUAUUCCUAACGGAGACCACCAAGGUUUCGCUUCUUUUUAGACCAAUUCAAGAUGCGAGAAAAGGUAGAUUUUAAUUUAACGUGUUAAAAACACCAUGUUCCUACUGUGUAAAUAGAGUCUAAGUCGAUUCUGACUGCAACUCUGAGUUAGUAUUUAGAAGUAGAGAGAUUGCACUUCUUGGAAGAAAUUUAAAAGUAGUUAGUUUAAUUAUUCUGUAAAUUAUUUAAUUUUGUCAAGAAAUAAGUAUUUAUAUUCACAACCUCUUAUGUUAAUGUUUGUUAUUUAUUUAACAUUUUUAUUUAUUACUUUAUACUAUUUCAAGCAGACCCCACCCCAGGGCACCAUAAGAGAGAAGUGAGUGAGAUCAAAGCAAAGCAGCCAUUGGACUGUAAGAUAGGCCACAAAAAAAAUCUUGAUAUAACUUCUAGUUAUAAUUUUGAUGCAGCCAAGUUAUUUUUUAUAUAUUUUGUUAUUUAUUCUUUUAAUGAUGGAAUUUUUUAAAAAGUAUUUUGUAACUGAGGAACUUUGAUAAUUUGGGAGUUUUUCCCCUCGGUCCAACAGAGAGAAAGACAUUCUGCUUUUCUUUUUCCCUUUCGGUCCUUUAUGUUUCAGGCACGGGUAAGAGCAGGUGGGACUCUGUGUUUAUUAUUUAGUGUAGCACAGAUGUGUGUGCUCUGCGUGUUUCUUGUGUCGCGUUUGUGUCAGUUCUUACGGCUGAGUCCUGUGCUGUGAGGGAGUGCCAGUCCGGCC
Tupaia belangeri chinensis (Chinese tree shrew) is the source of this 5334-nucleotide messenger RNA. It is a transcript of the gene MYT1, whose product is annotated as myelin transcription factor 1. The record is from RefSeq and is a predicted model, not a curated record. Gene Ontology annotation, molecular function: zinc ion binding. The coding region runs from base 410 to 3748 and encodes 1112 amino acids. Gene Ontology annotation, cellular component: nucleus. Gene Ontology annotation, biological process: regulation of DNA-templated transcription. The transcript has 23 exons. Lineage: Eukaryota; Metazoa; Chordata; Mammalia; Scandentia; Tupaiidae.